AUGACGUCGGUAGGUCUACUCUCAUCAGGUUAUGAAGCGAGUACCAGUGGAACCACUGAUCGAUUGCCAGAUGAGAUGAACGGGAUGAGCAUAAGGGAUGAAAAGGAGGUGGAAGCCGUUGUUGUCAAUGGCAAUGGGAUGGAGGUUGGUCAUACUAUCGUGACAACUGUUGGUGGAAGAAAUUCACAGUCGAGGCAGACUAUUAGUUACAUGGCAGAACGUAUCGUGGGGCAAGGUUCAUUUGGAGUUGUCUUCCAGGCCAGGUGUCUGGAAACUGGUGAGAGAGUAGCUAUAAAGAAAGUUCUUCAAGAUGUGAGAUACAAGAACCGUGAGCUGCAAACAAUGCAAGUUCUUGAUCACCCAAAUGUUGUAUGCUUGAAGCAUUACUUCUGCUCAAUGACUGAUAAGGAAGAGCUUUACCUCAAUUUGGUGCUUGAAUAUGUGCCAGAAACUGUUCACCGUGUUAUUAAACAUUACAAUAAGAUGAACCAACGGAUGCCGUUGAUUUAUGUUAAACUCUAUAUGUAUCAGAUCUGUAGAGCUUUGGCUUACCUGCACAACUGCGUAGGAGUAUGCCACAGGGAUAUAAAGCCACAAAAUAUUCUGGUGAACCCACAUACUCAUCAGCUGAAGUUGUGUGACUUUGGCAGUGCCAAAGUCUUGGUACAGGGGGAACCAAAUAUUUCAUAUAUUUGUUCUAGAUACUACAGAGCUCCAGAGCUCAUAUUUGGUGCUACGGAGUACACAACAGCCAUUGAUGUGUGGUCUGCUGGUUGUGUUCUUGCUGAGCUUCUUCUAGGGCAGCCUGUUUUCCCUGGGGACAGUGGUGUCGAUCAGCUUGUUGAAAUUAUUAAGGUUCUAGGUACUCCAACACGGGACGAAAUUAAGCGCAUGAAUCCAAACUACACCGAAUUUAAGUUUCCGCAAAUCAAAGCUCACCCAUGGCACAAGAUCUUCCACAAAAGAAUGCCAUCUGAAGCUGUAGAUCUUGUUUCUCGGCUUCUGCAGUACUCACCAAACCUCCGGUGCACUGCAUUGGAGGCGUUAGUCCAUCCAUUCUUUGAUGAACUGCGGGACCCAAACUCGCGUUUACCAAAUGGUCGUUCCCUUCCCCAUCUCUUCAAUUUUAAGCCUAAUGAGUUGAGAGGAGUACCAGCGGAGUUUGUUGUGAAAUUGAUUCCCCAGCAUGCUAAGAAGCAAUGUGCCUCCUUUGGAAUUUGA
Molecule: messenger RNA, 1221 nt
Organism: Miscanthus lutarioriparius
Lineage: Eukaryota; Viridiplantae; Streptophyta; Magnoliopsida; Poales; Poaceae
Source: the annotation of a GenBank genome assembly